Messenger RNA from Lytechinus pictus (painted urchin), 3992 nucleotides. RefSeq names its product carboxypeptidase B-like. Gene Ontology annotation, biological process: proteolysis. The record is from RefSeq and is a predicted model, not a curated record. Lineage: Eukaryota; Metazoa; Echinodermata; Echinoidea; Temnopleuroida; Toxopneustidae. Gene Ontology annotation, molecular function: metallocarboxypeptidase activity; zinc ion binding. The coding region runs from base 348 to 1661 and encodes 437 amino acids. The transcript is spliced from 11 exons.
GAUCCUUAGCGGGAUCGAUCCGUGGUGAUCCAACAAACCUCAGCAAUUAGGUAUAGGCCUAUAUCAUCCAUAUCUCAAAGCUUUUAUGUCAUUGAAAGACUAUUAUUUUGAUAACUUGUCUCUGAUUUAAUAUCUUUCUCAUUAAGGAUAACAGAUGGGUUACCCUUUUUUCUAGACACCCAGAAUAAUAGAAUCCAUAAUCUACAGUUGAGUGCACUCAGUGACUAGGACUCUGAUAUUUGCACCUUUGCUGUAAAAACUCUCUGGCUAUUCAGUGUGUUCUGGACCUUUGUUCAGGUGUUUACGUUUGGUCAUUCUGGACGGAACAGAGUUUCCUGCAAACAAGAAUGAUACUGGCAGGGAAUGGGAUGAGAGUGGCUGUGACCAUCGUAAUUUGCUUGGUCCUGUACGGGACAGGAGCGGGGUCAGACGAUCCACUGGUUCGAUAUGAUGGAUACCAGGUUUGGCGAGUGACACCUCGGUCGGAUGUAGAAUUAGAGGCGUUGACACUCAUCUCUGAUAGAAACAAUCUAUCAUACUGGAUAGAACCUUCAUCUGUUGGUCGACCAGUUGAUGUAAUGGUACCUCCUUCCUCGGCUGAUAAUCUUGCAUCAUUCUUCAACCGAUCCUUCUCAUCAUUCGAGGUCUUACAGACGGAUAUUCAACGGGUCAUUACAAAGCAGUAUAUGAACAGGGUUCAGACUGGUUUGGGAUUUACAUAUGAUGAAUACAACAACCUUAGUCAGAUCAACAGAUGGAUUGAUUCUAUCGAGAGAAAACACAAGGGUGUUGUCACCAUAAUUACGAUCGGUACAUCUUAUGAAGGAAGGACUAUAAGGGCACUCAAGAUCAGCGUUCCUGUGCAACAAUCACGUUUCCAUGGCAACGAAACUCUACCUCGCAAAUCCAUCUUCAUUCAAGGAGGAAUACACGCCCGUGAGUGGAUAUCUCCAGCCACCGUCAUCUACAUGACUAAUCAAUUAUUGAAGCAGUAUGACAAGCGACAAGACGUAAGAAUGAUGUUGGAUAAUUUUGACUGGUAUAUCUUACCGGUAUUCAACGUUGAUGGAUACGAAUACACAUGGACCAAUGAUCGCCUUUGGCGCAAAACCCGCUCUCCUACAAGCAUCCAACACUGCAAAGGAACAGAUCCAAACCGAAAUUGGGAUAACCAUUGGUGUGAGGCAGGGGCAAGCAAGAAUCCAUGCAGUGAAACGUAUUGUGGAUCUGGUCCAUUUUCUGAGGUUGAAGUCAAGGCGGUCUCAACUUUCCUUACUUCUGGCAUCAAUUUCAUUGGCUUUAUCGAUAUCCAUAGUUACUCUCAAUUAUGGAUGACUCCAUACGGAUACAGCACAUCAUUUCCAAGUGACUAUAUUAAACAGAAUACACAGAGCAAGCUAAGCGUUCGGGCCCUCAGCGGAGUGUUUGGAACAGUAUAUGAGUAUGGAAGCAUAGCUAACACACUGUACGAAGCCUCCGGCAGCUCUGUAGAUUGGACGUAUGACAACGCUGAUAUCCUUUAUUCUGCUACGCUUGAGCUUCGUGACAUGGGAGAGUAUGGAUUCCUACUCCCUGCUGAUCAGAUCAUCCCGACCGGGAAAGAGACCUUUGAAGGUCUUGUCGAGUACGCCCAAUUUAUCAUGACACACAUUAGUAAUUAGAUCUGUGGACUGUUUAAUGAAAGGACUGAUAGGAUGUUUUAUCCGACAGUUUCAACAUAGUAACAGUAAGACAUAUGUGCUUUUCAGCCGAUCAAAAUCCAAGGAAAGUCAAGGAUAUAUCCCUCCUAAUUUUGCAGGUGGAGGGGUUGCCUUUUUAUCAUCUCCCCCUAUUAAUUUACGGUAGAACAUCACAACAUUUAUGAUGAAGCAUAUGUCAAGUAUGAUAAUGAUAAGGAGAGAUUAAGAUUAUUAUGAUCAUGAUGAUGAUAGUAUUGAUUGUCACAUGCACAUGAACAUAAUUUUUUUCAGAAUUCUCUUGUUUAUUGUUAUUGAGAGAAAUCAUUCCUCUAAAAAAAGUUUGAAUGAGAUGGAUGGAGAAAGCAAAAAUUCCAGGAUAAAAUAGAACCUGUUAAUUUUUAACUUUAUUAGAAUUUACCCCUUCCUGCAACCUAGCGCAUGGGGUGUGCCCUGUUUAUUUGAAUACCCUUUUGAAUGACGAAUCAAUUUUGCUAUUAUCAAAAUGACUCAUUUUCAGGUAAUUUUUUUUGAAAAAAUUCAGCUCGCACUUCAUGCUCGCAUAUUUUGAUCUAGCUCCUGCAUUUACAUUGUACAUGUAUGUAGUACCUAUUCUUGUAGGAAAAAAGUAACAUACUUAUAACUUCAGUCUUACGGACCCCCGCCCCCCCCCCAAAAAAAAAAAAAAAAAAAGUUUCACUACCAAGAAAGGAGAAAAGAAAUAAAAUGAAAAGAAAAAGGGUGAAAUUUAUAUAUAUUUCAUUUUCAUAUAUAUUAUGUCAAAAUAUAUCACAAAAUUAGAUUAGAUCACCCACAAUGAGCAAAUUUUGUGUUGGUCAUCCCCCCCCCCCCCCCAUGAACACCGAUUGACACCCAUGGUUGUCAGACAGGAGCAAGGUGACUGUAGUAAUUUCAUGUUUGGGGGUUUUAAGGGACCAAAACAACUGGGAUUUGCUCUGUAUAGUUGGAUAUUAUUUGUUGCAAUUUGCUUUAUAAUUUUUUAUUUAUGAAUUUCUAUUUUGUAUUCUAAUUUGAGAUAAUAUUAAGUAAAAUAUUUAUGAUUUAAGUAAUUGGGAAGUUUUCAUGUGUGUGACUCACGUAUCUUGGUUGCAUUGCCACUGGGAGAAUCUCCAUGGCAUUAAAUGCUGAUAAAUUUCUCAUUGUGUAAAAGAUUUAUCAAAUUAUAAUUGGAUCUGUUUCUUGGUUUUCCUGUUCAAUCCAAUCAAACCGAUCUCAAGGAGUUCAUUGAAUUAUCUUUUGAUACAAUGUACACUAUUUACAGCAAACACACGAUUACAAUUGAGAAUUAGUAUGCACAUAUCAUGAUUAUUAUCAGCAAAACAGUUCAGAGUGCAAAUAUAUUCUCCAUUAAUAUUGGAAUGCUGUAUAAACUGUAUGAGACUUUCUAAAAAUGAAUACAAAAACAUAACAUACAUAUGUGUUUAUAUCAUCUUUUUAAUAUUGCAUAAAUUGCAAACACUGAUUUCUCAUGAUUUUUAUUUUCUCUACUUUUUCUACUGGUUUACCCUUUAUAUUCCCUUGGCAUUUAAGAUUGACAUGCCACAAUAUAUGCCACACGAUCCAAUUAUGUACAUGUACAUGUAGUAAAAAAAACCAGUACAUUUACGUUAAGACUACACUCUGAUUGGAAAAUGUACAGUUUUGCUUGACCACUGCUCACAAAGAUGAAACUCUUUGGAAGCAAUAACACUCACACCUUUUUCCUACAAAUACAUUUCAGAAGUUUGCUGAAAGCUGUAUACAGCUAUUAGAAGGUAUUGAAUGUAUAUUGGGCGACAUGACUCUCAAUUGUACAUGUAGAAUUCAUAGUAUUACACGACUGGUGAAGAGGCUAGUCAGCAAUCUAAAGAGCAACACUUUUCAUUCAAUCAUGAACAUGGAUCUCUCACUGAAAUUUCAAAUGCAAAUCACAUUUCAUAAAAUUUUGACAUCUUUUGGGCAGGAAGUCUGCAAAGAAUUGCCAUGAAUCAAUUUGUGGUACUUGUUACUUGAUGCAAACUGCAUCACUCCUGAUUUGCUUUAGAUAUUUCUAUGACUUACAAGCAGGAAGACAAUUAGAUUGGAUCAUAUAACUCUUACUGGAGAAGAAUAUCCAUGUUUAGCACAAUGGGUUGGCACACUUCCUGUCUUUUUGCUAAAUUGUAAUCACACAAAUAUGUCACUUCACACUUAAUACACGUAAUCUCCAAGAGAGAUCUCACUCCUUGUAUAUCCCAACUCCCAAAUUCACAUCAGUGUAUGGAAUUGGAAUCAUUCUUUUCUUACUGAAGUGAAUAAAAAGCAGACUUCACACAA